UUUAGUUGCAAUAUAAUCUUAAGCUUGCAACUAUGUCUAAGUUGUGCCUCUUUUUAGCAAUAUUUGGAUUGUCUCAAAUCCAAAAUGCGGUUUCAUACGAUUAUGGAGCUGCCCUAACUAAAUCAUUGUUGUUCUAUGAAGCACAAAGGUCAGGGAAGUUGCCUUCUAACCAGAGACUCAAGUGGAGAGGAGAUUCUGGACUUAGCGAUGGCAACGCCGCUGGGGUGAAUCUGGUGGGCGGAUACUACGACGCCGGAGACAACGUGAAAUUUGGGUUUCCGAUGGCAUACACGGUGACGAUGCUGGCGUGGAGCGCCGUGGAAUUCGGGCCGCAUCUGGGGGCCCGACAUGAGCUAUCAAACGCUCUCGCGGCUAUCAAAUGGGGCACUGAUUAUCUGAUGAAGGCCCAUCCGCAGCCCGACGUUUUGUACGGCGAGGUCGGAGACGGCGGCUCCGACCACUCCUGCUGGCAGAGGCCCGAGGACAUGACCACGCCCAGGACUGUCUACAAGAUUGAUGAUCAGCACCCGGGAUCCGACCUUGCCGGAGAAACCGCCGCCGCUCUGGCCGCUGCCGCCCUCGCUUUCCGCCACUCCAAUCCCGGAUAUUCGUCUCAGCUCAUCACCCAUGCAAAACAAUUAUUUGAGUUCGCUACGAAACACACCGGUGUAUACCAAAAUAGCAUUCCUGCAGCGGGUCAGUUCUAUUCAAGCAGUGGCUACGAGGACGAACUUUUGUGGGCUGCCGCGUGGCUAAGAGAAGCAACCAAGGAUGAAAGGUACCUUGAGUUCAUCAAAUCCGCUAAUUCAGGUGGCACCAGAAGAAUGUUUUCCUGGGACGACAAAUAUGCCGGAGCUCAACUCCUUAUUGCAAAGGGAAUAUUAGAGGGAAAAUUGCCAAGAAAUGGGAAUUUGGAGCAGUACAAGAAGGAGGCAGAGGAAUUCGUAUGCAACUGCAUCCAGAGAGGGAACAACAAUGUGCAGAGGAGCAACGGAGGCCUUCUGUGGUUCCUCCCAUGGAGCAAUCUGCAGUAUGUGACCAGCGCCUCAUUUCUAAUCACAACCUACGCCGACAUUCUCUCCAAGACCAACACCACCAUCCAAUGCUCCGGCGGCGCCGCUGGACCCGGCGAGCUGCUCGCCUUCGCUAGAUCUCAGGUGGACUACAUCCUGGGUUCGAAUCCCAAAAGGAUGAGCUACAUGGUCGGGUACGGGUCCAACUACCCGAGACGGGUGCACCAUCGAGGGGCAUCCAUCGUGUCGAUCAAGCAGAGCCCAAGGGCCGUCGGGUGCCAAGAAGGUUUCGGUGAGUGGUUCCACAAGGACGGCGACAACCCUAACGUGUUGGAAGGGGCGAUCGUUGGUGGGCCCGAUCAGAGCGACCAGUACACAGAUUCCAGAGAGAAUUAUCAGCAAGCUGAGCCGGCGACUGCCAACAAUGCGCCUCUUGUUGGUGUCUUGGCAAGGCUUGCUUCUUAAUUACAUUAUUAUACCAUAUUGCUUUCCAUUAUAUAUAUCCAAAUUAUCUCUAGUAUAAGCUAGCUACUGCUUCAUUUAAUCAGAGUCUUAUCAUUUCAA
Salvia miltiorrhiza (redroot sage) is the source of this 1577-nucleotide messenger RNA. Its product is annotated as endoglucanase 13-like. Gene Ontology annotation, molecular function: hydrolase activity, hydrolyzing O-glycosyl compounds. The coding region runs from base 33 to 1478 and encodes 481 amino acids. The transcript is spliced from 5 exons. The record is from RefSeq and is a predicted model, not a curated record. Gene Ontology annotation, biological process: carbohydrate metabolic process. NCBI's taxonomy places the organism in Eukaryota, Viridiplantae, Streptophyta, Magnoliopsida, Lamiales, Lamiaceae.